Molecule: messenger RNA, 528 nt
Organism: Angiostrongylus costaricensis
Lineage: Eukaryota; Metazoa; Nematoda; Chromadorea; Rhabditida; Metastrongylidae
Source: the annotation of a GenBank genome assembly
AUGGAAGUGAAAAUCGAUGGUCGGCAGUUACAUCAUCUUCGCUUUGCUGAUGACAUCGUCCUUAUAACACCAAACAUUAGCCAAGCAGAACGUAUGCUUGCCUCCUUUGAUAGAGCCUGUGGAAAGAUUGGUCUUCGACUAAAGCUCAUAAAAACGAUGUUUAUGAGAAACGGAUUGGUUUCGUAUGCCCCAUUCACGCUCAACGGAACGAAUAUCUCCGAAUGCUCCAGUUAUAUCUAUCUAAGUCGGGAAAUCAAUAUGAUGAACGACUUAGUUCCAGUGCUAAGCAGAAGGAAAGGAGCGGCCUGGGGAGCUUUCAAGAGCAUCGAGGGUGUAGUGAAGAGGACAAAGAACACCCGACUCCGUACCCACCUUUUCGGCUCAACGGUGCUUCCUGCCCUAAUAUAUGAGUCAGAAACCUGGUCACUGCGUAAGCAGGAUGAAAGAUCACUCAGCGCUAUCGAACACGCAGUAGAAAGGACGAUGCUAGGAGUAUUCCGUUUCACCCAAGUAAGAGAAGGGAUCUGA